GUCUUCCUUUCCCCAUCUCUACGGGGCACUCGUCGAGCACCCGACAUCUUCUCAUUCCGACAUUCUCUUCUGCUGCAUCCCUUCUUCCUGUGUAUACGUACAUAUUCAGGUGGCCACCUUCAGUACUACACUACAUCCUUAUCCUGACGUGCACGGCUUUCCCCUUUGUCAUUCAACCCGCCCCGCAAGCAAGGUACUUGUUCUCUGUGGCUCUGUUCUGCUCAACCUCUACGUAAACCAUGGCUUGCCUAACGGUGAAUGCACUCGAAUCGCUUCCCAUAUCACUUACUAAUCCGAACUCGAUAAGCCAAGUCGUGUAUUUAAUGUAUUCUGGUGGUUGAACUCAUGACUCCAGCUUUGGAGGAUGCGGGCGAGAAAAUGCGUUUCGAAGCUCACCAGAUGGUGGCGCGCCUGUUCGACAAAAUUCAUUCGGACGACAGAUGAGAAAAGGCAUCUCAAGGCUUAUCGGACGCUGGUACGCCUGUUCGACGAGAUUCAUUCAGACAACAUGACCAUUCUCAAGCAUUUAAUCUAUGCCAAGGACGACAUACAGCCGCUGGUGGACGGUACCACAAAAUCAAGGGUCAGCCUUGAAGUGCUGAGAAAGAAGACAGUGUUGCUACUAAUAUCGGAUCUUGACAUUGCCAUUGAAGACAUUGAACUUCUCAAUCACUUGUACCGGGAGUCUCGUGCAGGGCCGGAGAACCAGUUCGAAAUAGUAUGGCUUCCAAUUGUGGAUAUCGAUCCAAAGUCAGCUGCUUGGGAUAUGAUCCAUCAGCAGAAAUUCGAGGAGCUGCAGAGUAGCAUGAGCUGGUACACUGUCCACCACCCUUCGAUCCUUGAACCGGCAGUGAUCAAGUACAUUAGAGAGGUGUGGCAUUUCUCGAAGAGGAUCAUCAUAGUAGCUCUGGAUCCACAGGGGAAGUUGGCGAGCCCCAAUGCCCUCCACAUGAUCUGGAUAUGGGGAAGUUUCGCCUUCCCUUUCACUAAGGAGCGAGAGGAAGCGCUAUGGAAGGAGGAGAGUUGGAGACUCGAGUUGAUCAUCAAUGGCUUAGACGACGGGACUAUAACAGAAUGGAUGGAACAAGGAUCAUAUAUUUGCCUAUUUGGAGGUGAGGACCUUGAUUGGAUCAGGAACUUCACAAACGUAGCCAAAGGUGUCGCUAAGAUUGCAAAUAUCCCGUUGAGAAUGGUUUACGUGGGAAAGAGCAAUUCCAAGGAGCAAAUGCAGAGAAUAGCGACGGUGAUCAUCUCAGAGAAACUGAGUUACUGCUGGAACGACCCCCUAUUCUUCUGGUUCUUUUGGACUAGACUUGAGAGCAUGCUCCACUCGAAGUUGCACCACGGGAAGUCCACUGAAAACGACCCGGUAAUGCACGAGAUCAUGACGAUACUCAGCUACGACAGGAGCGACCAAGGAUGGGCUAUUUUCUGCAACGGUGCGGGGCUGGCAAUGGCGAGAGCCAAGGGCAACAAUGUCUUGGAGAGCAUGGAGCAGUUCGACAAGUGGAAGGAUGAUGCAAAUCAGAAGGGUUUUGUUAAUGCGCUGCACGACCAUCUAAAACAGAAGGAGCUCGAGACUCCGCACCACUGCAGCGGCCUGAUCCUGCCCGCGAUCGAUGGGGGACUCCCAAAGAGGGUCGUGUGCGGGGAGUGCGGCCGUGUGAUGGAGUAGUUCAGAAUGUACCGCUGCUGCACCGAAUAAGCAGAAUCUCAACUAUGGUUACUUGGAUGCGAAGGUAUCUUGUGAUGUACCAUCUUGAGGUUAUGCAAGAUUUAAAUUGUGGAAGAUAGCGAUGCAGGUUGCGGAGUCCAGUCUGGUGUGGUGUUCAUUCAGAGCCUGGCUCUGGCUUUCAUGCAAUCUAUUCGGUUUGUCGCUUUUCUUUUCUUUUCGGUUUCCUUUUUGCUGGCUUCAAUGGCGUUCCGUUUCGAAGUGUUCAGUUGACAUGUUGAUGUAUGGCUUGGCUGCAACUUUACUUGUAAUCUAUGAAGAUAUGCAUCUGUGAUGUUCAAUCUAGCUGUUUAACUU
Molecule: messenger RNA, 2029 nt
Organism: Syzygium oleosum
Lineage: Eukaryota; Viridiplantae; Streptophyta; Magnoliopsida; Myrtales; Myrtaceae
Product: protein SIEVE ELEMENT OCCLUSION B-like
Exons: 3
Coding region: 365-1675 (436 amino acids)
Biological process (GO): phloem development
Source: RefSeq, a predicted model, not a curated record